CUUUCUUAGUACUGUUUACCUUUCAAGUCCCACUUCCAGCUAAGAUACAGUCAAUAGUCCUAAAAGGAAGUUAUCUAGAAUCUAGCCAGCACCUCAACUUCCUAUUCUCCAAUGGCUUAAUUCUCAUAAGAAUCCAAAUUAUCUUCAAAAUCAGAAUCUCAUCUUCUCCAAUUCUCCCUUUCAAUUUCCACAACUCACAAGAGCAUGAAGAAAAUUGCAAUGGAGUUCGUGUUUCUCUGGCUUUCUCUCUUCUUUUUCCUCUCUCCUCCUAUCUCAUCUGCCACAAUCAGACACAGAUUCCCGUCUUCAAUCAUCAGACCGGAGCAGCUUUCUGUCUACGAAGAAAAUCAGCUUUACAGAACUGAGUACUUCACUCAGAUUCUCGAUCACUUCGAUUUCCAUCCCCAGAGCUACCAGGUUUUUCAACAGAGGUAUCUAGUUAAUGACACUUACUGGGGAGGCGCCGAGAAGAAUUCUCCAAUCUUCGUUUACACGGGGAACGAAGGAGAUAUCGAAUGGUUUGCGCAGAAUACAGGAUUUAUGUUCGAGAUUGCUCCACGUUUCAAAGCGCUUCUCGUUUUUAUCGAGCACAGGUUUUACGGGAAAUCAAUUCCUUUCGGCGGCGACGAAGAUGUCGCUAACAGCAAUUCAAGCACUCUCGGAUACUUGAGUUCGACUCAGGCUUUGGCUGACUACGCAACUCUGAUAAUUGAUCUGAAGAAGAAUUUGACUGCAACUGAUUCCCCUGUAUUCGUCUUCGGCGGCUCCUAUGGCGGAAUGUUAGCAGCUUGGUUUCGGUUGAAAUACCCGCAUGUCGCCAUGGGAGCUCUGGCUUCAUCUGCUCCGAUUCUGAAUUUUGAGAACUUAACGUCUCCGUAUAGCUUCAACGACAUUAUCACUCAAGAUUUCAGGAGCGAAUCUGAAAACUGUUACAAAGUGAUAAAAGAGUCGUGGCAAAAGAUUGAUGACACUGCAAAACAAAGAGGAGGGCUCGAGUCGCUCAGGAAAUCAUUUAGAAUUUGCAAGAAUUAUAUUAGUGGCGAUGCUCUGGAGAAUUGGUUAGAGACUGCAUAUAUAUACUCAGCGAUGACAGAUUAUCCAACUCCAUCAAAUUUUCUAAAUCCCCUGCCGGCUUAUCCAAUUAAACAGAUGUGUAAGGCCAUUGACGAUCCGAAAAAUGGGGACGACAUGUUUGCAAAAUUAUACGCUGCAGUUAAUAUCUACUAUAACUACAGUGGAACUGCCACGUGUUUCGAUCUUAAUGAUGACUCUGAUCCUCACGGCCUCGGAGGGUGGACAUGGCAGGCAUGCACAGAGAUGAUAAUGCCAACAGACGGGAACAACAAGCAGAGCAUAUUUCCUCCUUCAGAAUGGAGUUAUACUGAUAGAGCCUCUUUCUGCAAUGAUUACUUUGACGUCGAGCCUAGACCCAAUUGGAUCUCAACCGAGUUUGGUGGAUAUGAUAUUAAGAGAGUGUUGAAAAGGUUUGGGAGCAACAUUAUCUUCUUUAAUGGCUUAAGAGAUCCUUGGAGUGGUGGAGGGGUGCUGAAGAGUAUAUCAAGGAGCAUGAUCGCAAUCGUUGCUGAAAAAGGAGCUCACCAUGUAGACUUGAGAUUCUCAAGUAGCGAAGACCCAGAAUGGCUUCGAAAUGUGAGAAAAAGAGAAGUGAAGACAAUUGGAAAAUGGCUGUCUCGGUUUUCGAUGUCGACAGAAUGGAAGAAAAGAUGUAGAGUAUCUCAAAUGGCGCUGGAAACCGUACGGUUGUGAUCUUCCCAGAUUUAAUGCAAGAGAUUUCCUAGAGAGGAGCCGGAACGGGAGAAUAGUGUUUGCGGGAGAUUCUAUUGGAAGAAACCAGUGGGAAUCCUUGCUAUGCAUGCUUGCACAAGCGGUUGCCAACCAGUCGGCCAUAUAUGAA
This is a messenger RNA of Carica papaya (papaya), 1915 nucleotides long. RefSeq lists its product as uncharacterized. The record is from RefSeq and is a predicted model, not a curated record. Gene Ontology annotation, biological process: proteolysis. Gene Ontology annotation, molecular function: dipeptidyl-peptidase activity; serine-type exopeptidase activity. NCBI's taxonomy places the organism in Eukaryota, Viridiplantae, Streptophyta, Magnoliopsida, Brassicales, Caricaceae.